GCGCGUGGCAAGACAACCGACAGCCGACACAGUCUCACUGCCAAAGUCCACACACACACAGAGUCAUAGUCAGGAGUCAGGAGUAGUAGUCAAAGCAACUCCCUAGCGACGCCAGCAAGUUGAGAAAUAUCGAACUAUUUGCCACAUCGUUCCAACGCUUCGUAUUACCUUACAUAACGUCACUGUGACCCAUCGUCCGGCCGCACUCUCUAUACGGCUCAUCUGCUGUUCCACCCACCCCACAUGAAGUUGCGUUCAAUUGCAUUCGUCGCGCCAUCAUUCAACAACGCAGCAACGGAAGUGGCAAUAAGAAGUUGUCAAUAUUGAGUGAUUAUCUGUGCGAUUGCAAAACUCGUUGCCGCACUGAUUCACCACCAUUAACUAGCGAGCUUGGUGUGUGGCUGAGCGUAUGCUGGAUGUCGGUGUGCUGCUGCUGCUGUAGUAACUGGUUGCCGCUAUUGCCGUGCAUUUGGUGUCGGUUGCCAAUGGGAAAACACCAAUCGACAUACAAAUUUCACAUAAACUUCGAUUGCACUCAUACCAUCAUCCCCACGUUGAAUUGUGUUGCUUGUGUUGGUGCAUAGGAAAUGUGGAAAUCGUUUAGUUCUCAUCACUGCCAGUUAAGUGUUGUUAUUGUUUUUGUUACGAGCACUGCCGUUGCGUAUUUAGUUGCGCUAUUGCUUUAUAUGCCCAACCUGAUAGAGUUUCUAAUGAAAAGUUGCAAAAAGGAAGCCACUUCAGAUUGAACUCCUUGCGGAAGUAUGCGAAAGCUGCAUAAUUUCCUGAGUUAGCGAAGUGUGUUUAUCGCAUUGCAGGGCUUACUUUGGUAUUAUGUGGAACUACCAUCGUUUAUAUUACUACAAUUAUAGGAAAAUGGUGGAAAAGUUUGUUUCAAUUGUUAAUGGUUUGAGAGAGAGGUUAAACGUGAUAACAGAAAGUCCAUAGCAGACAAUUAUUUCACGCUCUAGUUAAGUGGAGGAUAUACGUCUUGAGACUAUCCUGCAGUGUAGCCCGAACAGAUGGUAGUCUGCUACGGAACUCUCCGUCCUUCAUAGCAUAAGAUCUAUCAUCACCAGUAAAUUAUCCAAUAGUCAUCAAAGCGAAAACAAUUGGAUUUUAAACUCCAGAUCCAAUGACAACAAUGCUAAUACUCAACUCUAACAUAUCUUUGUGAUAUGAUAAUAAUCGGAAAUCGAAAUCGAAAUUAAAAUUUAACAACGCGCUGUCAUUGAAAUAUGAUUUCAGCAGGGGACUCUGAGCUACAUAUAUUUCCAAUCGUUCCUUAAAGCUAGAGAAAUCUUAUGGAACAACAAAUUUUGCAAUAUGGGCCAACCUCUCCGUAAUACUGAAGAUCCUCAUUCAAGAUGUUUCAUUAAUAUUUGCUCUCUUUUUUGGUAGUAUAUGCUCUAGAUGGCAUACUAUCAUUAAUCGUUAUGGGGAUCUCCAUACAAAUAGCUUACUUUAUAAGGAAAAUAACGUUAAAGUUGACAGUUGUCUUUAUAAAAUUAAUUCCUUCAGGUGAUAAAAAUAUAUAUAAGAGAUAUAUACAGUGGUGCUCCAAUAUAACGAACACCUAUAUAACGAAUGUUCAAUAUAACGAACACUGUUUUUCAAUACAUUGAUGAUUCUAUAUAACGAAAGCUGGAAAUUGGAUGAACUCGAUAUUACGAAUGUAUUACGUUUGUAUUUGGUUUUGGUUGUAUUACAACAAAAAACAAUGCAUGCAGUUAAAUAACCGUCGGUUCGUCGGACGUUGUUAUUAUUGAGCUAUUUUUUUAAAGAAUUCUAUUUAUUUUUUUAUAGUUCAGGUUUGUAUAUUACAAUAAUUUUCACUUCUAUACUCCUUAAUAAUACAUUUAAUUAUAGGUUGAAGAUUUUCUUCUAAGUCGAAAUUUACCAAAGCGAGCAAUAUUACUCCUGGAUAACGCUCCAGAUGGAAAAAUUUGGACAGUGUUUAUGCCACCGAUAGUAACGGCUCUAAUUCAACCAAGGACCAGAACGCGAUUCGCCUCACCAAAUUAUUUUACCGAAAUUCUUUACUGAGCAGUGUAGUGCAAAAAGAAAAUAUAAACACAGCGUUAAAGGACCUCACCCUUUUCAAUGCAGUUUAACUUAUUGCUGCAGCUUGGGAAAAAGUUUCAGGGGUUGUUCUUCACAAGUGUUGGAAAAACAUUUUAAUUAAUAAAACCACACCUGACGAUGAAGAUGAUGAGGACAAUAUACCUCUAGCAGAUUUGCGAUUCAGAGAAGACCUUUCUGUUAUGGAUAGCACACUUUCUCUUAUUCAUACAAUGUUUCCCCAGACAAACUUCAACACAGAUGAUUUGGAAGCAUGGAACAGUGUAGACAAUGUACUUGUAGAAGAGAACCCGAGCCCUGAAAAUGAACUAGCUAUAGAAAUUUCGGAAGAGGAGGAAGGUGAUACCGCUGCAGUUGUAGCUGUGCCGCCAAUAAAGCAUACUGAUGCCAUCGACUGCUUUGAGAAGUGUAUCAAAUGGUCCGAAGAAAACAACGUGGAACAGGAAAAAAUAUUUUUUAUUGAAAAGCCUACAUCAAAAGGCACAGGAUCUCAAAAUUUCUCGCCCACAAAAGCAAAUGAACAUAACAAAUAUCUUUUCAGUUGAAUAAUGCUCAUAUUUUUGUUAUAAAAUUCAACUUUUAUUAAUUUUAUUGUAUGCAUUUUCCAUUGUAUACAUAUUUAUUUUAACCAAUGCUUAUGAAUUCAUGAAUAAAUAUAUAUUUUUAAACAUAUAUGUACCAAUAUUAAUUUAGUUUUCGUUUCCGAUAUAACGAAUA
Messenger RNA from Zeugodacus cucurbitae (melon fly), 2796 nucleotides. RefSeq lists its product as uncharacterized. Lineage: Eukaryota; Metazoa; Arthropoda; Insecta; Diptera; Tephritidae. The transcript has 2 exons. Bases 2262 to 2624 code for a protein of 120 amino acids. The record is from RefSeq and is a predicted model, not a curated record.